Molecule: messenger RNA, 4168 nt
Organism: Galleria mellonella (greater wax moth)
Lineage: Eukaryota; Metazoa; Arthropoda; Insecta; Lepidoptera; Pyralidae
Gene: smo
Product: protein smoothened
Exons: 13
Coding region: 38-2800 (920 amino acids)
Biological process (GO): proteolysis; positive regulation of smoothened signaling pathway; commissural neuron axon guidance
Cellular component (GO): dendrite; cilium; plasma membrane
Molecular function (GO): patched binding; transmembrane signaling receptor activity; serine-type endopeptidase activity
Source: RefSeq, a predicted model, not a curated record
ACAAAGGCGUAAUAUCUUAAACGCCUAUAACUUAAAAAUGGGCGUUGGACAAAUUGGCGGGAUAGCUACAUUACUGGAUAUGGACUUUAAAAAUGCAGCAGGUUUUAUGGGCGUGCAAGCGGAUGUAAAUGAAGGACAGUAUAUUGUACAUUUUUUAUCUCAUGCAAUGAUGUUCUGCGUGGGAGCAUUGAUAGAAGCCCAUGUCGUGUUAACUCCAGCUAGUUGUGUGUUUGGCGAAAGAUAUAAAUUUGACGUUAUUGGUGGUACACAUAAAUUUUUAGAAUUUGCAGGCGUUAAUCGAUUAGUACAACAUCUUUGUAUUCAUAGAGGAUAUAACCAUACAAGGCGAUGGACAGAGUCUUCAUCUGAUAAUAUGGCGUUGUUGGUAUUAAAUCAACAAUUCUCAUUUCACAAACGUGAACCUGGCUCUGAUUUUGUAGUGAAUAGAGUAAGAUAUGGCAUCUUAGCUCCGAAAGACGAUCGGCGUAUCGGUGACACAAACUGUCGUUACUAUGGCUGGGGGAGUAGGCGAAAUAUGAAAAUUGCAAGAUGCUUGUGUUUGGUGUUGAGUAUAUUGUUAUGUCAAGCAAGUCAACACGAUAACGGGGCAGAGAAAAACGCAAUCCUAGUAGACAAUGGCACAGAUAUACUAGAAGCUAUAAAUGGGACUCCCAACUUUAGAUUGAUAAAGCCCAACAGGGCGGCUCCAUGGUUCCCGGAACGCGAGAUAAAACUUGACAGUUGUGUGAGGAGAGCUCGUUGCGAGCCGUUAGAUAAGUCCACUUGUUUAGGAACUAAGCUGCCUUAUGAUAAAACAAGCAUUCAUCUUACUUUUUACGACAAUCAGAAUCAAAUCCAAACACAGCUGGAAUUAUAUAAAGAACUGAUAAAUGUGCCAAAAUGUUGGGCUGUGAUACAGCCUUUACUCUGUGCGACAUUUAUGCCGAAGUGCGAACGAAUAUUAGGCCAAGAUAUGGUCUAUUUGCCUUCAUAUGAAAUGUGCAAGAUUACCAUGGAGCCAUGUGCUAUAUUGUACAACACUACAUAUUUUCCUUCUUUUUUAAAAUGUAACACUACAUUAUUUCCACCGAAGUGCGAAACACCGGCGAGGGAAAUGAAAUUUAAUACAACCGGCACAUGUUUAUCGCCACUUAUCUAUACAGAAAAAGCUUUGCACUUCUAUGAAGGUAUAUCAGGUUGUGGGCUACCAUGUCGGGAUCCAUUGUACACUGAAGACGAGCAUCAGCAGAUCCAUCGCCUGGUGGCGUGGGGUGCCGGGGUGUGCCUAUUUCUCAACCUACUCACCGUCGCCACAUUUCUUAUUGACUGGCGUAGUGCUAACAAAUAUCCCGCAUUGGUCAUCUUUUACAUCAACAUCUGUUUCGCUGUUGCAUCUAUGGGAUGGCUUGUACAAUUCGGUUUUGGUUCGAGAGACGAUAUUGUUUGUUCAAAAGAUGGAACUAGACGACAAGGCGAGCCCUCUGCAGAAGAAAACUUGUCCUGUGUUGUUAUUUUUGUUUUGGUAUACUAUUUCAUGAUGGCUGCUUGCGUUUGGUUCGUCAUAUUUACGUACGCCUGGCACAUGAGUUUUCGAGCAUUGGGUAAAAUACAAGAUAGAAUAGAUAAAAAAGCGGCGUAUUUCCACCUGGUGGCGUGGUCGUUGCCGCUAGUGCUGACCAUAGCCACGAUGGCGUUCGGCGAGGUGGACGGUAGCAGUGUGACCGGCAUCUGCUUUGUGGGAUACAUGAAUUAUUCCAUGCGUGUUGCCUUAUUGUUAGCACCACUCUCUGUGGUAUUGUUACUUGGUGGAUACUUUCUUCUAAGAGGUGUGUUCUCACUGAUCGCCGUCCGCGUGUCGAGUAAGGACGUGAUAUCGCCGCGGGCUUCGAACAAGAUACGUCAGACAAUUACUCGAUGCUCGCUCACUGCUGCGCUAGUUGCAGUUUUCAUUUGUGUCACCUUCGCCUGUCACAUCUAUGAGUUCCGAAAUGCUGAUCUAUGGAAGGAUUCUUUUAAGAAGAAUAUUGUAUGUCGGUUGGAGGCGUUGAAAGAGAGCGGUAAGGAAUGCGGCGGCGGCGCAAGACCUUCGGUGUCGGUGUUGCAAUUGCGGUUACUGUGCUGCUUCGCGGCGGGCGCUCUCAUGGCCUCUUGGACCUGGACUCCGGCUGCUGCAGCCGCCUGGAGGCGAUACUUGGCAAGAAAAUGUGGUUGUUCUGUGGAAAGUGAAGUAACAAGACGCGCACGUAAACACGAGUUGAUCGCUCGUGCCUAUCGUCGUCGUGGGGAAUUUGCGGCUCGCGGCCGCCUCUCUAUAUCGCUCGGGGGCUCCAGGCAGGACCCUGUGGGACUCUGUAUUGAUCACACGUCCCCUAUAGACUAUCCAGAGGACGCUAAACAUGAGAGUGCCGAGUUAUCAUCAUCAUGGGCUGCAAAUCUUCCAAGAUUUGUGCGUCGACGCGAUGCUCUUGUAUUACCUACACACACCCAUCACUCGUUGAGCUCAACUCCGGACCGUCGCAAUUCCCAGGACUCUCAAAUAAGUAUUAGUCUCCGUCACGUUUCGGUUGAAUCCCGUCGUAAUUCACUAGAUAGUCAACUUUCAGUAAAAAUUGCAGAAAUGAAGACGAAAGUUGGAAGACGGCGAACUAAGCAUAGUAAAGCUAAACGUAAGGCGCGAGCCGCUAAUGUACGCAAAGAAAGCACACCGUCCAUAGAAAGCCAAAUAAGCCGUUACUGGCUACAAGCUGUAGCGGCUAACAAUGAUCGGUCCCGCGAGGAGGUGAAAUUUAGUUUUGAUUGACUUGAUCUCUGAAUAAAUAUGUACUUGUAAACAAUUUCGUCCGUUGCACAUGCAAUUUGCAAUGCGUUAUUAAGAAUCGUCAAGUAUUGACUUUUAUACAAAGAUUAUGUAUAUUCAUAUCAAAAAUAGUCUUUAUUUAGACUGGCAAGAUAAAUCAUCAAGUUACGAUUCUGGUAAUUAAUGGACUCUGAAAAUUAAUUUUCUGUCGAGAUGAAUUAAGAAAACCCUAGACUUUAUAAUUUUCACAAAAUAUUUUCAGUAGGUUCAAGUACAAAUAUACAUAAUAUAUAAUAUAAUGAUACGUAAACAUAGCAUUAUACAUAGAAAGAUGUGAUCUUAAUAGGUCGGUUGUAUGACAUGUUCCCGAAUAUGAAAAAAAGUAAAGCUAGCCAUCGUUUAAUCGUUAAUUUUACGAAAACACUAUUUAAAUGUACAAUAAACAAAUGAUAUCUAUAUGUAGAUUAAAUUGCAUAAAUUCUGAAAAAAACAAAAUCUACAUAAUUUAUAAAAAAAAAAAAAAAAACAGAAUAACGAUAUGAAUAUUCUAUAGUUUUAUGAAAGUUAUUUAUUAAACUUUUUAGAAGUAAGUAUAAAGUUCAAAUUAGGAUUUAUCGAAGUCCAAAGUCUUUAAAACGUGAAUCUCGAGAUUCUAAUGGAUGUAGAGAGAACUGCUUACGGUAUGUGUGUUACAUUGUUAUAUAAUUAAAAGACUGAAUGGAAUCUCUGGUUAAAUACGUAUAAUUUCAUUUCUAAAUGUACAUGCGUUCUUGCACGAGCAUGCAACAUCCAUGACAAUGUUAAUGGUAUUUUUGUGAUAUUAUCUGUAACCUCAUAAUUGUAAUUGUGCCAUAAAUACUCGCAUGGUGAAAGACAGCGGUAAAUCAGAACUGAUAGUGUUACUAUGUAAGUUGUAUUAGUAAUUUUGUUAUAUUAAACAUGCAACGCAAAUAUUUAAUUUUUGUAAUCACACUGGAUGCACGUACUUUGUGAUAUAGGUACAAUCGUUUUAGAGCUUAAUAAUAUCGUUGGCGCAAUAACGACGGCGUACAAAACACGGUUGUGAUGUUAAUUUACUCUUGUUGUGUAAGAGUACCGAGGCUAUAUAUGAUGAAAUUAAUACAUAUUUUGAUAUUGCAAUAAAAUCGUUUGCGAUAUUAUUAUUAUUAUUGUACUACUUAGCAAUUAAUUAUAAAGUCGGCAUGACCAUGCUGCAAUGUUAUCAAUGCAGAAAGACUCGAGUUGCAUUUUAUGAUUCGUAAGUCUGUUAGCUUUAAUUAUUAUUAUGAAGUUUUCUAAGAACAUGUAUGUUUUCUACCAGUAAUGUACUUUAUUUUAAUGACAUUUUACACAAUAAAUUUUAAAAAAGAA